AUGGACAUUCUCGGGUCUGGUGACAUCGAGGCCGCGACGAAGAACAGCCUCUUGUCGUUGGGUGGCAACGGCGGCGGCGGCGGCUCGAGCAGCGCAGGCACUGUCGACGUCACGAACAAAGGCGAGGGCGGCGGUGCCGACGGUACGAGGCGGCCGGUGAUCGCGAGCGGGGCGGGGAGGACCAAGGCGGGUUCCGAAUCCACCCUGGAAACAUGGCAGCUUGAGUUAAUCGAGAGAGUGAAGGUGGCCAUGGAUGAUCCGUCGUUUUCGUGUAGUCAACGCGUUAAAUUUGAGGAAAUUUGCGAAGGUGCCGCCGAACCCAUGGGCAUGGCCGGGGCAACACCUGAAGAUGUUCUUAAGGUUGCCUGCAGCAAGUACACCCUAGGGCGAACGCUUGCACUAGACGCGAUGCGCGAGAGGGAGCUCAGCCUCUCGCAGCUGCAAAAAAGCGGUGUGGAACGGCUGAACCUCGGUAGUCCCUUCAAGGAAAAGACAAACUACGCCACCGUAUACGUGUUUUCGGACCGGGCGGCAGCGAACCGAAUGGUGGACAUGUGGGCAAACGUCAUCGGCAUUGGGGCCCAGCUGUGUGGUGCUUACCGGAAAAAGAUCAACGAACACGACUUCGGAGAUCGUCGUUUCCUGAGGUUGAUGAUUUCUGGCGAGGGUGGGUGGCAAUCAGCUGCAAAGUACGGCACGGGUCUGAUCAAUCCACCGACCGAGGAGAGAGCAAAAAAGCCUCGCCAGAAGUACGGAAGAGUAGCAAACGACGGACCCGCCUGGUUGGUACCGGCAGGGCUGGUCUUGGCGGGUGGUGGGGCACUGAAGACAGUCACAUGGGAGACGUAA
Messenger RNA from Ectocarpus sp. CCAP 1310/34, 849 nucleotides. Lineage: Eukaryota; Phaeophyceae; Ectocarpales; Ectocarpaceae. The record is from the annotation of a GenBank genome assembly.